Molecule: messenger RNA, 3216 nt
Organism: Pogoniulus pusillus (Red-fronted tinkerbird)
Lineage: Eukaryota; Metazoa; Chordata; Aves; Piciformes; Lybiidae
Gene: SPRED1
Product: sprouty related EVH1 domain containing 1
Exons: 6
Coding region: 634-1878 (414 amino acids)
Biological process (GO): negative regulation of MAPK cascade; multicellular organism development
Cellular component (GO): membrane
Molecular function (GO): protein kinase binding
Source: RefSeq, a predicted model, not a curated record
CACCAGCCUUCUCCUUGGGGCCGGCUCGUCCUCCCUGCGCAGAGCUCGGCGUCGCUUUGGAGGGGGAGGGAGAGCCCAGUCGAGCCGCUCAGCCCCCCCUCUCUUCCCCCCCACCCGCCCCCUUUCCCGCCCCGGCCUGUGGCGGCUCCGGUGUCUGGAGGAAUUUGUGCCGCCGCCUGCCCCGGCUGGGCGCGGGAGGCGGCCGAGCAGCGGCAGGAGGGUCAUAGCGAAGGCGACUGCAUCGGGAGAUGAGCUGCGUCGGGAGGACGGUGCGGUGCAGCUUUUUGCGGCGGUGAGCCCUCCCUGGUCUCCAGUACUCCGUUUCCCUUUGAGUGGGAGCAGCUCAAGAGGGAGAAGAUCCGUGGUCGGUGCUGCUGUUUCCACCACUGCCUUCACCAUCAUCAUCAUCUCUAAGGACAGGGGAAAGAUUCCGCCGCCGGACAAGGAUUUCAUGUUCCCAGGAUAAAGAUCGCUGCCUCCCCUCCCAAUCCUUCGCUUCACCACACUGCCCGUGCCCUGGCCGGGGGCGGCAGACCGGGGGGGUAACAAUGGUGAAGUUUCUGGUGAGUUCUGGCUGCGCCCUGGCUGCGUCUGUGCUGCUCCGUCUCCCUGUCGGAUCGCGGUGAGGAGAAAAUGAGCGAAGAGACGGCGACUUCUAACAACGAUAAUAGUUAUGCACGAGUGCGAGCUGUGGUGAUGACCCGGGAUGACUCAAGCGGUGGAUGGUUACCACUUGGAGGGGGUGGACUAAGCUGUGUCACAGUCUUCAAAGUCAUUCCGCAGGAAGAGAAUAGCUGUGCUGAUUUUCUUAUCCACGGAGAACGACUCAGGGAUAAAACGGUGGUCUUGGAAUGCACAUUAAAGAAGGACCUCGUUUACAACAAAGUUACUCCUACAUUUUACCACUGGAAGAUUGAUGACAAAAAGUUUGGCCUCACGUUUCAGAGUCCUGCUGAUGCAAGAGCUUUUGACAGAGGUAUUCGGAGAGCAGUAGAGGAUAUUUCUCAAGAUUUUGCACCCUCCCAAAAUGACGCUGAAGUGGCAGAAGACUGCUUUCAAGCUACUCAAGAGCACACAUCGGGCUCCUUACUGAAAGAUCAGCUGUUCCAGCAGGACACUGUAGUAACCAGUGAACCUUACAACGCUGCCAACGUGAGGCCUGCAGCCUUUGAGGACUUCAGCAGCAGGAGAGGCUGUUUGCCCAGCCAGCCCAACCAGGUCCCACUGAAGUCUGUCAGGCACGUGAGUUUCCAGGAUGAAGAUGAAAUUGUCAGGAUAAACCCUCGGGACAUCCUGAUCCGUCGUUAUGCCGACUACAGGCACCCCGACAUGUGGAAGAAUGAGCUGGAGAGGGACGAGGCAGACUCAAACACUCCCUUUUCUAAAUCAGACAGUAAAAAAACUGACUAUUUAUACCCCUGUGGGGAUGGAACUAAGUCGAAUUCCCUGAAAGACUCCAAGAGUUCUGUGGUAUUUAAAACUCAGCCUUCAUCAUCCAAAUUUAAAAACUCUAAGAGAAGGAAAGAGGAGGGGGAGCGCUCCCGCUGCGUCUACUGCCAGGAGAGGUUUAAUCACGAAGAUAAUGGCAGAGGCAAAUGCCAGGAUGCCCCAGACCCCAUUAAAAGAUGUAUCUACCAAGUCAGUUGCAUGCUGUGUGCAGAGAGCAUGCUCUACCACUGCAUGUCAGACUCGGAAGGAGAUUUCUCUGACCCUUGCUCGUGCGACACCAGCGAUGACAAGUUCUGCCUGCGCUGGUUGGCGCUGGUGGCGCUCUCCUUCAUUGCCCCCUGUAUGUGCUGCUACCUCCCGCUGAGAGCCUGCCACCACUGCGGGGAGCUGUGUGGGUGCUGUGGGGGAAAGCAUAAAGCUGCAGGAUGAAUCAGCCCUGGGGCCGUACAGAGCUGAAAAACAACGACGACAACAACAGCAGAAUGAAAUCUUUGUUUCCAGGAAGCAUCUCACUUGGAUUUGCGGAAGCUUUUCUUGGCCAGCUGAAGGGAAUCUUCUUUCAUGUAAGAGAGAUGCUUGGUGUGGAGGAGGCAAGCAGACUUGUCAGACCUUGGCGUUUUCCAAGUGCUAGCCAUGCCCUGACUAUUUCCUUGGCAGUUGGCGAGUGGUGAAGGAGAUUUUUUUGUUGUUGUUGGGUUUUUUUUGCAAAGGAUUCAAAGAAACAAAGCAAACAAACAAAGCCUUGUUGUUAUUGUUGGCUCUAAACUGAGGUCUAUAAACUCUGAUCGUACUAAAAGGGAUUAACUUGGGCCACUUUGGACAUCUACUGCUUAGGUGAAGUGGGGGAAAGCCUCUUUGAAAAGGCUUAAAAAAAAAAACCCCACUGGAGGGGAAAUAUUUUAACUAAAACAAAAAAAAAGUGCACUAGUGACAGUUGGUAUGAGAUGAAGAAAAGUUAAUACUUGGCAAAGGAGAAACAAAAUGGAUUUGAAGUGCAACUAAAUCACUUAUUAAUAGUUUUGGGGUUUUGGUUUUUUGGGUUUGUUUUUUUUUUUUUGGAAGCAACUUUAUGUAUAAAUAACAAAUGUUUAUAUUUAACUAAAUGUGUAAGGUACGAGUUCUGACAUGUUAAACUUCCCCUUCCCUCUGAUAUGGGAGCUCUUGGCCCAUAUCUGCUGUCACAUUCCAUGGUAGUAUUUGAAAUAUUUAAUUAGUUCAUUUAGUCUUUUUAAUUAUUCCAGAUGGACAAAUUUGAUCUUUUUCCAGUCCCGAUUUUACCCUUCAGCUCCAGUUUGUGUUGAGUUGUAGCCACUCUACUCAUCUUUAAAAAAACAAAAUAAACCCAACCCUUUAAAAUGUUAAUUAUUCUAGUCUGGAGUGACCAAUAUUUUGGGUUUCUUGGGGUGUUUUUUGUUAAGCACAGAUGUCAUUGUCUAAAAUGUUCUGCUUAGAACAUAACAUUUAUUUUUAUAUAUAAAUUACUUUUGAUUUCAGCAUCAUAGGAAAAACAAAUAAUAAAAGGAAGUUGUUUUCUGUUGCUCAGCCAGCACGUUGGUUUCUUUUGGGGUGUCCUUCCCCCUCUCCCUCCCAACACCCCCCUCCAAAAAAAAGACUUUAUUGCAUACGCCAAUGUUCAUUAAGCAAAAGGUACAUUAAGGCAGUCGUAACAAAUUGUCAUCAGUGUUCUUGUUUAUCCUUCUGUUAAACUAGGAUCCUGUUGAGCUGUUUAUCCAGUACUCUGAUUAAAACAAAAGAUUAAUAACAACA